AUGAAUCAAUCACCCCAUCGCCUGAACUUGUUCGCACUGACACUGCUCGGUGCAUUGGCAACCACAUCCCUGCUGGUGCCACCCAGCUACGCUGGCGAAGCUUCCGUUGCCGGGCCUGUCGCCGGCACCAAGGUCACCGAACCCUAUGUGCGCAUGAUGGCGCGCGAAGCGUAUUUCUGGGGUUGGCCGAUGGCCAAUAUUUUCAACCGUCGCCAGGCCUUCAAAGACCUGCCCGAACCGGGCUUGAUGGGUGGCAUCGUUCCGGUCGCGCCAAUCAAUCGACUGUCGAUGCUCAGUGAUUACAUUGAUCCGGCGGAACGGCUGGUCGCAUGCCCGAAUCAGGAUGUGGUGUACGGCGCGGGCAGCAUCGCGCUGGAUCUGGAACCGGUCGUGCUGCAAGUGCCGGACUUCGGCAGCCGUUUUUGGGUGUAUCAGGUGGUGGAUCUACGCUCCGAUAGCUUUGCCGAACUCGGCAAGAUGUACGGCAGCAAACCCGGCUUCUAUCUGCUGGUUGGCCCUGACUGGAAUGGCAAGGUGCCUGCGGGCAUCACCAAAGUCUUUCGGGCACGUACCAGCACCGGCUUCGUGAUUCCCCGAGUGUUCCAGGACGAUACCGCAGCCGACCGCACAGCCAUUCAAGCGUCGCUGUCGGGCGUGGACAUGUACCCGUUGUCGCAAUACGACGGCAAGAUCAAACACCGGGACUGGGCGAAACUGCCAAAAUUCCCCGCGCAGGCGGCGGGCAGCGGCGAAACCAAAUGGGUGAUGCCGGAGAAAUUCUUCGACGAGUUGCCGGCGCUACUCAAGGACGCCAAACCGUUGCCGGGCGAAGAAGCCCGUUACGCGCAAAUGGCCUCCCUCGCGGCCAUCGCCAAGGCUGAUCCGCAACUGAAGGCGGCGAUGAUCGAUGAAGCGAAAAAAGCCGACAGCGAAGUGAUCGAUCCGCUGUUGCAGUUCCGCAACUACGGCCUGCAACUGCCGGAUCACUGGAGCACCAUCAGCAACGGUGCAGCGUUUGGCACCGACUACUUCAGCCGAACCGCCGUGGCGCGCUCGAACAUCUUCGUCAAUCAACAGAAAGAGACCAAGUACUUCUAUCAGGACCUAGACAAGUCCGGCACGCGUCUCAAUGGGCAGAACAGCUACUCCGUGACCUUUGCCAAGGGACAACUGCCGCCGGUGAAAGGCUUCUGGUCGCUGACGCUGUACAACGAGCAGCACUUCUUUUCCCCGAAUGACCUCAAGCGCUACUCAAUCGGCACCAAGAACAAAACCCUGCAAGCCAAUGCCGAUGGUUCGCUGACGAUUUACGUGCAGAGCGAAUCACCGGGCAAGGACAAGGAAAGCAAUUGGCUGCCAACCCCCAAAGGCGCCGAUUUCUCACUGUACAUCCGAGCUUACUGGCCUGAACCGGCUGCGCUGAAUGGCCACCUCGGCGCCCAAGCCGCCACGCACUAUGAGCAGUUGGCCGAUCUGCCGUUUGCCGGCGGCUACCCGACACUGGAGGGCGUGGCACAACUGCAAAACGAAUUGCUGUUCCAGCGCGCCGUGCAGUCGUACAUCUGGGCACUGCCGGCGUUGAACAUGUACGCCAUGAAAGAAGGCUCGGAAAAAACCUUCGGUGCCGGCUACAACGUGCUGCCGAUCUGGAAGGAUCGCCUCAACGCCAAGACCCGCGUCACCACGCCCAAUUCCGACGUGAUCUAUGCCAUGGGCUAUCUGGAUCUCAAGCAGGACGGCCCGAUGGUGAUCGAAGUCCCGCCAGGCUUGCAGGGCAUUCUCGAUGACUUCUUCCAACGGCCGAUCUGCUCCGAGGGCCAGAUCGAAGCUCGCCAAUGGUGUGGUGAUGUCGGGCUGCCGGGACCGGACAAAGGCAAGGGCGCCAAGUAUCUGGUGCUGCCACCGGACUACAAGGGCGAGGUACCGCCGGGCUACCUGACUUACCGCUCGCGCACUUACGGUGUGUUCGUGUUCUGGCGCGGAUUCUUCAAGGACCCGAAACAACUGGAGGCACCGGUCGCAGUCAUGGAGCAGACGCGCAUCUAUCCGCUGGGCAAACAGGCCACGGCCAAAGCGAUGGAAUUCCCCAACGCCUCGAAAACUCCGGUCAACAUGCUCUACCCCUCCGACGGCGGUGCGUUCGACAUGCUGUCGCGGUUCAUCGAUCACGAAUACGUUGACCCGCAAGACAUGGAAAUGCGCGGCAUGCUCGCCGCUCUGGGCAUCGUCAAAGGCAAACCGUUCAAACCGGAGCCUGCCACCCGCGACCUGCUCGACAAGGCAGCGAAAACCGCGAGCAAGAUCGGCCAUGCCAUUUCUUACACGCCGCAAACCAUUGUCGCCAAUGGCACCUGGUAUCCGGAUCGCAAGUGGUUGAACGUAUUCCCCGGCAAUGCGACGUUCACCGCCGACACCUUCAAUUACAUCGACCCGCGCACCGGUUUUUCACCAAUGCCUACUCGGCGAUACCCGGCCACUUUCGUCGAUGCCAAAGGCCAAUUCCUUUCUGGCAGCAACAGCUACUUGCUGAACCUGCCCAAAGGCAUUCCUGCGGCGUUGUUCUGGUCGGUGACGGCGUAUGACUCGAUCACUGCAUCAGGCCUGGAUAACGGCCAGCCGUUCCCGUCGCUGAACACCAUGGACAAGCCCGUCACCAACGCCGACGGCUCGAUCGAUGUGCAUUUCGGCCCGAACUCACCGGGCUCCGGCAAAAACUGGAUCAAAACCCUGCCGGGCGAAGGCUACUUCGUGAUUCUGCGGUUAUAUGGCCCGACCAAGGCGUUCUUCGACAAGGCAUGGAAACCGGGGGACUUGAUCAAACAA
Mesorhabditis spiculigera is the source of this 2823-nucleotide messenger RNA. The record is from the annotation of a GenBank genome assembly. Lineage: Eukaryota; Metazoa; Nematoda; Chromadorea; Rhabditida; Rhabditidae.